AUGGCCGACGCCGACGCCGACGCCGGCGAGGUCCUCGACGCCAUCGCCAUGAGCAACCACGCCUUUGACGCGCAGCACCACCCCGCCAUCGAGAGCGCCCUGGCCUCCGACGCGCAGCACCACCCCGCCGCCGAGAGCGCCCUGGCCUCCGACGCGCAGCACCACCCCGCCGCCGAGAGCGCCCUCGAAACGGUGCCGCCCGAGCUCCACCACCACUUCCUCCACCUGCGCGGGGAUGACGCCGCGGGGAGUUUCCUCGCGGCCGCGGUGAAGAGGGCCGAGGAAGCCAUCGCCGACGAGUACGACGCGAGGGCGAGGCUCCUGGAGGCCAGGUGCGAGGAGGCGGCCGCGGCGGUGCGGGCGGCGGAGCAGGACAUUAGCUGCCUCAUCGACGAGCUCGCCAAGCUGAGGAUCCUAUCUGACGAGAUCAUACCACAGUUGAACUGUGAGGAUCUGGAGGAGCAGAAUCAGAGGCUCAGGGCUGAACUGGACGCGACGACGAAAGAGCUCGAGUGGAAGAUGGACAAGAUUGCAGAAUUGCAGGAGCUGGAGAAGGGUGCUUUGGAAGUCAACACACUGGACAUGGCAGGUGGAGAGAGCAAGCUGGCUGACCAUGGUCUGGGGCUGCAUGAGCUGGAGAAGGGUGCUUUUGAUGUCAGCACAUCGGAGUUGGGAGAUGGAGAAUGCAAGGUGGCUGAUCAUGCUCUCAUGCUGCAUGAAAACCACAAGCAAGAGAUGGAGGCUAUUCAUGCCAAGCUAAUUCAACUUGAGAGGCAACUGGAGCAAAGGGAUAAAGCCCUAGUGCUCAUCGCACGGCAGCUGAACAUGAAACUACAAGCAGGGGAGAUGCUCGCAGAGGAAGACCAUCAACGUCUUUUUGCAGUAAUGGCGUAUGUGAGAAAUAUUCUGGAUGAGGAAGGGAAAAGGAUGAAAGUUCCAUUGCUAGACCUCUUGAAAAGAGAGCAGGCUAACAGCAAAGAGCUCCAAGAGAAUCGCCAAGAGUUGAUUCAGGGUUUUGAGAACAUACCGAUUAGUGGGGGUGCCGUUGUUGGAAUCAAAAGGAUGGGCCAACUUGAUGAAAAUCCUUUUCGCGCCGUAUGCAAUUUGAAAUACAGGGACAAUGAUCCAGAGGGAAAAGCUGCAAGGUUGGUCUCGUAUUGGCAGGAGAAAAUACAGAAGCCAUCAUGGCGUCCGUUUACUAAAAUUCAGGUCGAUGAAGAAGAUAAGGUGUCUAUCCAAUUUCCCUACAGCAUUCAUGACCUUACAUUCUCUGAAUUUUGUGUGAAUAAUCACUUGGGUGUUUUUGGACAAUUGCAGGAGGUUAUAGAUGACAAUGAUCCAAGACUAAGCAAGCUGCGGUCUGAUUACGGCGACAGCAUCUGCAAUGCAGUGAAGGAUGGACUGAGAGAGCUCAACGAGUAUAGUUCUCGCGAGCGGCGCAUCAUGAAUGAGGUCUGGAACUUCCGCGAAGGGCGGAAGGCGACGAUGACAGAGAUGAUCACCUGCAUUUUGGAGCAGCUGGCAGUGGCGGACCCAGGAUUGCGAGGACAGGAAUUCAAGAUUCCCACAAAAAAAUAUUCAAAUUCAAUAUAACCGGGUAGGUACAGCUGUUUGGUUGUAUAACUGGAACGACAAUAGUUCAAUCAACUAACUAAAACACUUGAGAUAUCAUCCAAGUUGCUGACAUGUUGCUGUUACUUGGCUAAUGAUUUGCGCUUAUUUUCGCACAUCAUUGUGUUUCUUCGUUGCUGGCAACAUAUGACUCGAUUUUCACAUUUUCAUCUGCUUCAUUUUUUCUGAAUUUCUUUGCCUUGUUCUGCAAAUAGAGAACAAUCACAAUGAUGUGAUACUAUUACAGUGAAACAACAGAAAACACUCUCCCUAAGGAAACCCCGGACAUACUACAAACAAGUUAAAAGGAACAGGCAUGAACAAAAUAUGUAAGGCGCGAAACAAUAACAGCA
Messenger RNA from Aegilops tauschii subsp. strangulata, 1964 nucleotides. NCBI's taxonomy places the organism in Eukaryota, Viridiplantae, Streptophyta, Magnoliopsida, Poales, Poaceae. The record is from RefSeq and is a predicted model, not a curated record.